This is a messenger RNA of Oryza sativa Japonica Group (Japanese rice), 1623 nucleotides long. Its product is annotated as F-box/kelch-repeat protein SKIP30. NCBI's taxonomy places the organism in Eukaryota, Viridiplantae, Streptophyta, Magnoliopsida, Poales, Poaceae. Gene Ontology annotation, molecular function: protein binding. The record is from RefSeq and is a predicted model, not a curated record.
GAGUAAGAGCAGGACACGCACGAAAGAAAUAGGCAGCGUCUUCCCCUUCCCUUUGUGGCGUAAAAGAAAAGAAAAUCUCCCGUCUCUUCGUCUCCUCCGCUCCUUGCGCCGCCAAGAAGACGAGUCGGGGGCGGCGAUCUCCAUCUGGCGAGCAGAGCAGGGGAGGGGAGGGGAUCCUGGCUCAGUCUUGCGACUUUCUUGCUGUAUAAUGAGAUCAUAUCUUUGAGUGCUCAAUGAUGUCAACACUAAUUGAUGGUCUCCCUAAUGAAGUUGCUCUUCAGUGCCUUGCACGGGUGCCAUUUUUGUCCCAUCCUGUUCUUCAAAUGGUCUGCCAUUCUUGGAGAGCAUCUGUUCGAAAUGGUGAGCUUUCCAAAGUUAGGAAUCAGAUUAGUGCGACUGAAGACCUGUUAUGUGUGUUAGCAUUUGAACCUGAAAACAUGUGGCAGCUUUAUGACCCUCUUCGAGAUAAGUGGAUAACCCUUCCUGUCAUGCCAUCUCAGAUUAGGAAUAUUGCUCGUUUUGGAGUGGCCUCGGUUGCAGGCAAGCUCUAUGUAAUUGGUGGUGGCAGUGAUCGAGUUGACCCACUUACUGGAGACCAUGACAGGAUCUUUGCAAGCAAUGAGGUUUGGUCUUAUGAUCCUCUCUGUCGUUUAUGGGUCCAGAGGGCUCCAAUGCUUGUAGCUCGCGCAAUGUUUGCCUGUUGUGCACUGGAUGGGAACAUAAUUGUUGCUGGGGGCUUCACAAAUUGCCGCAAAUCAAUAUCAAAGGCUGAGAUUUAUAACCCUGAAGCUGACACGUGGGAGCCUCUCCCUGACCUACGUCAAGCACACAGCUCUGCAUGCUCUGGACUUGUCAUAAAGGGUAAGAUGCAUGUAUUGCACAAAGGCCUACCAACAGUGCAGAUUCUUGAAGAUGGCAAUGCUUGGGCUGUUGAGGACUACUCUUGGCUGCAAGGUCCGAUGGCAAUGGUUCGUGGGGAGCUUUAUGUGCUGAGCAAUAGUUGCAUUAUGAAGCAGCGUGGUGUGAAUUUCCCUGAUAAGAUGGUGUCGUGUGCAUCUGAAUUCCAAAGCAGGAUAGGUUUUGGGAUGAUUGGUUUGGGAGACAACAUAUAUCUGGUUGGUGGAGUAAUUGGACCUGGGCCAAGAAAUCAGUGCAUCAAGCCACUAUCUGAUGUUGAUAUCUUGAAUGUUACUAGUGAGAGACCAACCUGGCUACCAGGAUCACCAAUGACACAUUGUCGAGGGAGCAUUUCUGGUUGUGCUUUGCUGAGGAUUUAGCCUCAUUCAACGUUGCUCCCAUGCUGGUAUCUUACUGUUGCUGAAGGGAAAGAUUGCAGAUAGCUUUUAAUGGUUCUGCCUUUCGUUUUAUUUGAAAAGAAGUCUGUUAAUUAUUGUUCAAUUUUGAAUUGCCUGUUGUAUUGAGGACAUAUAUGUUGGUCAUGGUUCAAUGCUAGAUUACCAGUCAUAUCCUGUAUUUAUCUUGAAUUUGGAUCUGGAUCCAAACGUAGUACUUUAUGUGCAUUUGUAAUUGUAUCAUCCUUGCAACUCUGUCCUGGAUGUGAAGUUUUUCAUGUAUUCCUAAUUUAAAUUCAGAUAAAAAAAGAGAAAAGGUUAGGAACAGGAA